This is a messenger RNA of Pieris rapae (cabbage white), 2324 nucleotides long. RefSeq lists its product as uncharacterized. Gene Ontology annotation, molecular function: DNA-binding transcription factor activity; DNA binding. Gene Ontology annotation, biological process: regulation of DNA-templated transcription. NCBI's taxonomy places the organism in Eukaryota, Metazoa, Arthropoda, Insecta, Lepidoptera, Pieridae. The transcript has 5 exons. Bases 102 to 1076 code for a protein of 324 amino acids. The record is from RefSeq and is a predicted model, not a curated record.
UGUAAUACUUAACCUAGGUUUGUGCUAUUACCUAGUUUUGUUUUAACUUAUGUUAUUAAUUUUACUUUAAAUAUCUUUAUUUGUCCUGACAAAUAUGAAGAAUGGAUGAUAACUCGAAAAACGCAUCCUCAUAUCAACAUGAUCAAGAAAUACUGGAUGCUCGAGGUAUUAGUAUGACAGUGGAGGAAGUAGCUGGACUCCCAACAUGCAAAUAUACAGAGAAAGUGCAAUCACUUAACCUUAAGGAUGAUGAUUUAAUGUUUCUUAAGGGAUUGAGACGGCGAAUAAGGAAUCGGCUAGCAUCACAAAACAGUCGCCGGCGCAGUAUGGAAAAUCUGCGAAGAUUAACACGCGAGUUGCGUGCUGUGAGGGCAUGUCGAGAUGAUGCUUUGUCUGAAAGGCGGAUGCUACUCGCUACAAGGACUGUAUUGCGGACGCGAUAUGGGGCUUUAAGGACACAUAUAUUAGAGGUCCUAGAAGAACGUGAUGACACCGCAAAGGUUCCAGACUUAGACCCAGAAAUCGUAUUUGAAUCUCCCAAAACAGAUUAUCCAAGUCUCAAGACACAAAUUUUUGAAUGCCGCAUAGAAAAAUUAGUUCAACAGAGUGUCAACCACAUUUACAAAGAAAAGGAUGCCAAAAUUGAGAAUGUUUACAAAAUAAAGGACAAUGAUUACAUAUCAGAUGUUAAUAGUAAAAUUGAUAAACAAAUCGGUUGUAUACGAACAAAUGAAAAUUACAAAGACAGUUACAAAAAGAAAGAUAUUAAAUCAGAAGACAUUAUAAUGGAUAUGCCGAUAGACGGACGUAAUUACAAAUUUGAGAAUGAUUACAAAAUUGAAAUAAAAACGGAAAGAUUACAAAAUCAAGAAUGGAAAUAUAAAGAAAAUGAUUAUACCGAGAAUGAAAUUAACAAAGUCUGUGCGAAAACCGUGUUUUUGGAUGGUGUUCUCAAUUUAUCAAAGAAAAAGAGUCAUGGUCGGAAGCAAACGGCACCACGACGCAUCGCGUACACUUUCAGUGAGCCGGAUAAUGAUGGUGUUCUAGAUUUGAAAAUCAAAAAGGAGCCACAGUGACAAAUACAUCAUAUUUUUAUUUAGUAUACAUUUUGUGCCAAUGCAAGUCAAUCUUAAAUACAAGCAAAUUCAUCCAAAUUCCAUUGGGGAAAAACACCUAAAUUUUUAUUAUUAAUAGAUAUUAUCUCCCCGAUUGGAAUAUGAGACUGCAGUUGCAGACAUAUAAGCCAAUUAUAAUACAAUAAAAUUUGAUCAUUAAAUCAAUAGAUUGGUUAAAAUCUUGUUAAGAUCUGACUUUUUGCACAUUGACCAAAACUUUCUAAAAAACGAAUUUAAUAUAGGAUAUUUUUUUCAUGUUUUGUACAAAAAUAGUAUGUCAUGGAUAGCCAUUAUCAUAACAUAUAUAUAUAAUCUUAAGAGCCCGUGACAUACAAGUUUUACAUUAAAAUAUAUCUAUAAUAUAACAAAGUUAUAAACUGUAAAGUGUAAGGAAUAUGUCAGAAAGCUCAACAGUAAAACUGUUUUAAAUUUUGCAUAGAAAUGUCAGUGGCACUUGAUAUGAAUAUUUCAUGUUUCACUGGACGUACCAAAGACAACAUAAAUGAAUAUUUAAAAAACAAUGAAUGCACAUUUCUUUGAUUUUUAUCAAUUGAUAUCAGCCAUUUAACCAAUUUUUACUAAUGUUGCCACUUUUAUUUUCUUACCAUUUCACACAAAUCAACAGCCAUGUGAUUGUCUAAGCACUUGCGUUGCGAACUUUACCCAUCCAUCGUUAUUAAUAAUAGCUAUAUAACUGUAUGAGUUAAUAAAUUCAAUUGUGUUUAUCAAAAAUUCAGUUUAAUUUUUUUUGGCAAUCAAAUCCAGCCAUUUAAAUAGUUCUAGAAGGUGUAUAAUUUUUAUGUAAAUUUUGUGUAGGUCUACAAUGUUAUGCGGCUCCUCUGCAAUUUUUGGUAUAAGGCAGCAUAAACAACUUUUAAUAUCAACCCGGAUCAUGAAAUUAAUUAUUUUUUUUCAUUCGAUGCAUAAGAGAUAUUUUUUAAGUUCCCAUUUUAGUUGUGUCAUGUUAUUAGUGAAAGAUCUUAUUUUUUUUGUGUUAUGCACUUGUGACCUAUAAUCAGGAAAUAGUAACAACGAUAUUUUAUUGUCUAUUAGGAGUUACGUCUUUUACUUUAAAAAGAAACAAUGUAUUUACCAUUAAACUGUUUAAAAUAUAUUUACUGUAGUUGUAAGUGAAAUUUACAAAAUAUUUUUAUAACCUUGUCUGUAUGAUGUGAUGUUGAGUUUGAAAUAAAUACAUUUAGUUACCAA